This is a messenger RNA of Fusarium odoratissimum NRRL 54006, 1472 nucleotides long. RefSeq lists its product as uncharacterized. Lineage: Eukaryota; Fungi; Ascomycota; Sordariomycetes; Hypocreales; Nectriaceae. The record is from RefSeq and is a predicted model, not a curated record. The transcript has 2 exons. Bases 169 to 1392 code for a protein of 407 amino acids.
CGCCUCUUAUUUACCCCGCUUAUGAUAGCCCGAUGCUUCUUUAUGCCUCAGCCUAGCUCAGUUUGUUUUACGGCCAAAAUUGAAAACAUUAAAGGAAAAGUACUUUUUAUAGCAUCUGUACUUAACAUUUUGGGAUAUUAGGCCUCACGCGCGAAGCAGUGACUCAUCAUGGGUGAUCCGCUCAGUGUAGCGUCAGGACUCAUCGCCGUUGUCACCGCUACACUGCAAUCAAGCAAAAUACUCUAUGAGACUAUCCAAAGCUUCCGAAACCAUCGAACUGCAGUUUUAGAUCUUGUUCGCGAACUCAAAGGUCUUGAAUCAGUUCUCAGUCCGCUGCAAGAUCAUGUGCGUUCCGACGAGACCGCGUUCUUACCGCUCAAAGUUCCCCUCAUUCAGUGCCGACAGGCGUGUGUAGAUUUCCAAAUCCUGAUCGAGCAGAACAGCAGGCGCACUCGAGCAGAGACAAGAACAAGCUUGAGAGAUUGGGCCAAGUUAAUCUACAUGAAUGGCGAUAUUGUUUCUUUCAAAGAACUCUUAGCCGGUUACAAAGGGACGAUAACUAUAGCGCUAGCUGACGCCAACUUGCGCUCCUCCAAGGUUACCCUUCAAGUUUUGAACGAUUACAAAAACUUGAUUUGCGACACUAAGCUUGAUCUGGAGAAGCAUCUGAAAGACAUCGACUCCAAAUUGCAAGACAUAGUAUCUCAAGGCGCCACGACCGAAGCUGCUGGAGGCCAGGCCAAUCUCCGGAAAUUCGAAAACGAAAAAGAAAGUACAGAACGAUGCCUUGAGUAUUUGAAACAUCUCCUUGAAGAAAUCAAUGGGAUGAGUUUUCAACCCGUUUUUACUGGGUCUGCCUCGAAUACUGCUGUCAUGUCUAUCUCAGCUGGCAACAUGACACUUGCUGAUUCCCUCACUAUUUCCACGCUCAAGACAUGCAGCUACAACCUCUCGGACACCAUCGACCGCCUCGAGUCGCACCGUGAUAAUACCGAAGAGAACCUCAGGCUUAGGUCCUUGGUACAAGAUUUGAAUCAGAAAAUCGAUCCUGGUGCGAAUCGCGAGACACUUCAAAAUGAGUUGGAAAGCACGAAACAGUGCUUAAGUGUCUGUGAUCGGGCAUCGCAAUGGGCAUCCUCAGGACGGGUCCACGUGGUUGAAGAUAUCAGCGUCGGGAACGAUGGAAAGCAAAUAUGCGUGUCUACACUAGGGGACCUAUUUAACAUCAAGGGAGCUAGGGCCGGUCAUGGAUCCAUUCAAUUCUUUGGGUCUGUUUCAGAGGGUAGUCUCAACGAUGUGCUGAGAUCCCAGAACCAGCGGCAAUAUGUACGCAAUGAAGGCACGGUAGACGAGGGAUGCGUAAGUGGAGGGUAUACGCAAUCAACAAGAUAGUUCUAUUCGCUCCUCUGCGGCCUGUCCACAGCCCUAUGGUGUUGCUCUCGACCAGCCUCUGCCAGAGACUUUCCUGCCCC